This is a messenger RNA of Ostreococcus tauri, 501 nucleotides long. RefSeq names its product NAD(P)-binding domain. The record is from RefSeq and is a predicted model, not a curated record. NCBI's taxonomy places the organism in Eukaryota, Viridiplantae, Chlorophyta, Mamiellophyceae, Mamiellales, Bathycoccaceae. The transcript has a single exon. The coding region runs from base 1 to 501 and encodes 166 amino acids.
AUGUUGACGGAACCGUUGGACAUAUCGGAUUUAGAGUAUCGGAAACAUAAAACCUUUGACGCAGUGCGGCAGUACGCGAGAGGGAAGAGGCAUCAGGUGGCGAUGACAGAGCGAUGGGCGCGCGUGGAGGGUGAAAAGUCGGGACGCGGGUACGUCGGCUUUUACUCCAUGCAUCCGGGAUGGUGCGAGACAGACGGCGUCGCGACGUCUCUGCCAAGGUUCAACGAGCAAAUGCGGGGUAAGUUGCGGACGCCCGCGCAGGGAGCCGACACGGUUCUUUGGUUGCUGACGGAGGACCCUAAGAAGUUGGUUCCGGGUGAGUUUUACUUUGACCGCGCCGUCGCUUCAAAGCACAUCACAGGAGGGUUCACUCGAUACGAUCCGUCCGCGGUGGAUGCCCUGGUGCAGAAGCUCGAUACGCUCGCGACGGAGGGUAGCGUGCGGAGCGAGCGGGCGGGAUUACGAACGCAGAAUUCGUUUAACCACAUGAGAACAAAAUGA